AUGCAAACGCACCUCAAGGUUAGAAAACGUGCGAAAGUUGCUUGUACGCGUUGCAGUGCUCACAAGAUCAAAUGCUCGGGUGAGCGGCCAAUUUGUCGAUCUUGUUCAAUUUCGAAUAAUGACGCAUGCUUCUAUCCGACCAAAGCAAGGAAAAUAACUGUACUUGAUACAGAUAUUCAAAAAAUGCAAGAACGUAUCCAGGAAUUGGAAAAUGAAUGCAAGCAGCUGCGGCAAGCUGCAAGAUCUGACGGCAUUGAAUUUCUAGAGGGGACGAGCGUAGAGACCGUGGAUGGUCUCGAGAACGGCAUAGGUGGUCGAAAUAACUCUCCCGCCUCGAACGAUGGUAUUCAACAUUUGUUGUCGACCCACAAAGAACACUUAGGAUCAGUUGCACCGGGAAUUGGGCCAGAAAUGCCUGGCAACUCCUCGUGCCGCAUUUUUGUGGACGCACUGCAGUGGCAUCUAACCAAAAAUUACAUUACAUCAAACCGAUCGAACUAUACUACUGAACAAGACAAUAAAGACGAUUUAUUUACAAAAGGACAUCCGCUGAGACAUAUUUAUGUCGAUGACAAGGCUCUAGGAGAAGAACAGUCCGUACGAAUGUUCAUUUUACCUCAGAAAACGUAUGGACUAAAGUUAGUACACAAAGUUUUCAAGUUUUUUGCAAGAGAAUAUGGAAUUUUCUCUAUCACUGAGUUUGAAGCUCGGUUGGAAGACACUUACAAAGAUAUCCAGUCGCAAAAUGCCAAUUGGCUUGCUUAUCUUCUAAUUACAUUCGCCGUUGGAGAGCAGUAUCUGGGUAAAGUUGAAGGUCAUCAGAAGAUUCCUGGGAUGGAGUUUUUCUUGACCGCUUUGAAAUUCUUCCAUGAGCCAAUUGAAGAGCCAAAUCUAGAUACUGUUCGAACAUUGCUGCUAAUUGCAUUUUAUUCCCAGGGUCUCAACAGAAGGAACUCGGUAUUCGCAUACACUGGACUCGCUAUUUCUACAGCCAUUAUUCUGGGUAUCCACAGGCAAGCGGUAAAUUCUCGUUUACCCAAACCGGAACAAGAAGCAAGAAAGAAGCUCUGGUGGACAGCUUGUCUGAUGGAUAGCUUAUGGGCUUCGAGACUCGGAUUACCACCUCAUUUUAAUGUAAGUGACAUUGAUAUCGAACUUCCCGAUAGUAGUAUGUCAUCAGAAGAUGGAUUUGUUCCUAAAUAUUUAACCGCGAAUACUAGGCUCGCCUUAUGUGUUGGAACAGUCAUGAAAGAAGUUUAUGGCGUAUCGAGAGGUAAUGAUCUUUUACCGAAUAUAUUGAGCAGUCUUGAAUGUUUAGAUUCUUUCUUCACUGGACUUCCUCCUGACUUGAAGAUCGUGCCAGAAAAAAUAAAAGAAAACCGUUCAACUGCCAACCUACAUCUACGCUACAACCAAAUAAUAAUUGUUGCAACUCGUCCUUUAUAUCUUCUGUUGUUGAAAAAGUGCGAUGGAAACACGAUCGAGAUGGAGAAUGUUAGGAGGAGAUGCGUUAAUGCUGCAGUUUCAAAUAUCAAAAUUUUAAGCAACCUUUGGAAUUCAGGAUGGUUUUCUGCAUACGGAUUUUUAGAAGCUCAAUGUUGUUUUUCAGCACUUCUCAUCCUUGUUAUGGCGACGCUUGACGGCGGCUCUUUUCCAGAGCUUUCAAUUGCUGUUUCGCUGAAUACAUACAUGUGUGAAAAAGGCAAUAUUACAGCAAUGGAUAAUCAUUGCCGUUUGAAGGAACUAGAUGGGAUGUUACUCAGGGCAGAAAGAGAUCGAAAACAGAAAGUCCAAAGCGCACUGAAAAUACAGUCACUAGAAGCUGAAAUAGGAGAAGCACCCAAAGACAAACAUGCAACGACACCCGACGAUCGUUCGCAAUAUCUUUCUAAAGACAAAUCAGUGCAAUCCAGCGAGUCCGAUCAAGCGUCAUGCGCUUCAAAUCUUGCUUACUUAGUCGACCUUGAAAGCUCAGGAACGGGAUUUGAACAGUUUUCGCCGGAAACAUUAUACAAUCUAUCUGUAAAUUUUCAAAAUUGGGAUACCAAUACCGACUUCUUGUGA
This is a messenger RNA of Lachancea fermentati, 2064 nucleotides long. NCBI's taxonomy places the organism in Eukaryota, Fungi, Ascomycota, Saccharomycetes, Saccharomycetales, Saccharomycetaceae. The record is from the annotation of a GenBank genome assembly.